This is a messenger RNA of Antrostomus carolinensis (chuck-will's-widow), 1145 nucleotides long. RefSeq names its product olfactomedin like 2B (gene OLFML2B). The transcript is spliced from 3 exons. Gene Ontology annotation, biological process: signal transduction. NCBI's taxonomy places the organism in Eukaryota, Metazoa, Chordata, Aves, Caprimulgiformes, Caprimulgidae. The annotation marks the transcript as partial. The record is from RefSeq and is a predicted model, not a curated record.
ACCACCACUGGGACCUCGAGGGACAUGGGGAUGAGCCCUGCCCUGGAGAGCAGCCCAGGAGCUUGGGGACCCCAGGCGAGCACCCCAGCAACGCCGAUCAGCCCCACCAUCCCUGCCACCCCAAAGCAGGCCCUGGAGGAGGAGGACAUCAGGAACAUCAUUGGUGAGUGCCUGCAGGACACGCUGUCCACCAUCUCGGGGCCCACCACCCAGAACACCUAUGGACGCAAUGAGGGGGCCUGGAUGAAGGACCCCCUGGCCCAGGAGGAGCGCAUCUAUGUCACCAACUACUACUAUGGGAACACGCUGGUGGAGUUCAGGAACCUGGACAACUUUAAGCAAGGGCGCUGGAGCAACUCCUACAAGCUCCCGUACAGCUGGAUCGGGACAGGGCAUGUUGUCUACAAUGGCUCCUUCUACUACAAUCGGGCCUUCACGCGCAACAUCAUCAAAUACGACCUGAAGCAGCGGUACGUGGCCGCCUGGGCCAUGCUCCAUGACGUGGCCUAUGAGGAGUCCACCCCGUGGCGGUGGCGGGGCCACUCAGACGUGGACUUCGCUGUGGAUGAGAAUGGCCUGUGGGUCAUCUACCCAGCCAUCAACUAUGAGGGCUUCAACCAGGAGGUCAUCGUGCUGAGCAAGCUGAACGCGGCUGACCUCAGCACCCAGAAGGAGACCACGUGGCGGACGGGGCUGCGGAAAAACUUCUAUGGGAACUGCUUUGUCAUCUGCGGGGUCCUGUACGCGGUUGACAGCUACAACAAGAGGAACGCCAACAUCUCCUACGCCUUUGACACGCACACCAACACACAGAUCAUCCCCCGGCUGCUCUUUGAGAAUGAGUAUGCCUACACCACGCAGAUAGACUAUAACCCCAAGGACCGCCUGCUCUACGCCUGGGACAAUGGGCACCAAGUCACCUACCACGUCAUCUUUGCCUACUGAGACCCCCCGCCACAGUGGGGCACUGCGAGCCAGGGGCCACCAGCACCUUUUAUUAUUAUUUUUAUUGUUAUUAUUGUUAUUUUGUACAAAUCAAAGAGUAAAUGAUGGGUUUUGUUUCCAGCUGGUUUUUUAUGGUGGAUUGUAGAUCGAUCCCCAGGCCAGAACCGCCCCCUUCAUCUUUGCUGUAACCUUGCUUCUGU